Messenger RNA from Dichomitus squalens LYAD-421 SS1, 1115 nucleotides. RefSeq lists its product as uncharacterized. NCBI's taxonomy places the organism in Eukaryota, Fungi, Basidiomycota, Agaricomycetes, Polyporales, Polyporaceae. The record is from RefSeq and is a predicted model, not a curated record. The transcript is spliced from 5 exons. Bases 269 to 931 code for a protein of 220 amino acids.
GCCUAUUGUAGUCUGUAUCCUCGGUGUUAUAGAAAGAGAGAGAUCGUGUCAAGCUGAACACAGGCAAGCACGCACCAAGACCUGAAAGCAUAUUGAAUGCACAAGGUUUGGUUUUUUGUCCAACAAGCGCCCUCCACACAUAAGAGCAUCAAGCACCAGGGCUGACUCGGUAACCGUAGGUUGUUGACUGCUUGGUAUCUCAUAGGAUCGCUUUCUUGCCUCCACCCGGCGAGCGAUGUUUGCAGCUGCGCGGCCUAUCGGGACAGGCAUGGCGCACCCUCCCUCGCUUCUGGUUCAUAUGCGAGGCAGGCCCAGGGCUAGUGCUUGCUGCGCCUACAGCACAUCUCAGCAUGAGUCAGAAAACCCUCCGUUGCCUCGUUUUCCGUCGCCCUUCUACAGCCUUUACCGACUCCUCCUCCGAUCCGCAGCUGCUUCGGUACUUGCUGAGCCCGAUUCCACAUCGACACUGCGGGGUCUAUGGCGGCAGGUCUUCUCGCAGGCAACCUCGGUCAUGGGGAGGUUUCAGAGCAGUAACCGCCCCUCUCACAAUCGACGAAUCGCUAUGAAUAAAUGGCUGCAGGAGUGGGACAAGCGCAUGGAUAGCACCCUAGAGCUCCUGUAUUACUCCGCCAUAACGCGAGGAUUACCGCACCAGGUGACUCGGAACCUGUCGAAGAUGGCUCGCGCGAACAAGGACAACAUCAGCCCCCCGCCCUACCGCCUCGAGGGCGGUGUCUGGGAUGGCACUCUACCCCCGGAUCACCCCGCCUAUAAACCCGGGCACGUCAAAACGAGACGGACAAACCGGACAGCGCGGCAGAGGGACAAGGAUCUGCUCGUAGAUCGCUCUUCGCACAUGCUGAACGAGGUGAUCGGGAUGGCGGAGGGCUUUGGAGGCGUGUCGUUGGGCAGGAUGCAGCGUAAACGGUAAUGGCGCUGCUGAUGGGUGCGUCCGAGUCUCUGGUGCGAAGAACCGGGGGGAAGCAGGAGCAGGCUAGGGAAUGCGGGGUUAUGUCGUUGAGUUCUCAGACGGCACUCAUCGGAAGCAUACGUGACACUCGUCGCAUAAUCGCACCGGGAUAGGUUGUAUCACUUCCUCAACGACGACGACGGAA